UCUGGAAUUUCCAUUUCGUAAAGCUCUCCGUAUACAUUUAUCAAAUACUCUCUUGGAUGGGGAAAUGAUUAUUGACAGAGUUAAUGGACAGACCGUUCCUAGAUAUUUGAUAUAUGACAUAAUUAAAUUCAAUGCACAGCCAGUUGGAGAUUGUGAUUUUAAUAUUCGUCUGCAGUGUAUAGAAAGAGAAAUAAUAAGCCCUCGACAUGAAAAAAUGAAGACUGGGCUCAUUGACAAAACACAGGAACCGUUUAGUGUCAGAAAUAAGCCAUUUUUUGACAUCUAUACGUCAAGAAAGGUAAAAUUUUCUAAUUAGUACUUACAGCGUGUCAUAAUUCAGCUUAUAAGAGGAAUAUGAAUGACAUUUUACUGCCCAGUUGUCUUGAUUUUUUUCAGAAAUUAUUUUAAUUGAAUAUAACACUAU
This is a messenger RNA of Canis lupus familiaris (dog), 424 nucleotides long. RefSeq names its product mRNA-capping enzyme-like. Gene Ontology annotation, biological process: 7-methylguanosine mRNA capping. Gene Ontology annotation, molecular function: ATP binding; mRNA guanylyltransferase activity. The coding region runs from base 65 to 316 and encodes 83 amino acids. The record is from RefSeq and is a predicted model, not a curated record. NCBI's taxonomy places the organism in Eukaryota, Metazoa, Chordata, Mammalia, Carnivora, Canidae. The transcript is spliced from 3 exons.